CCGUGAAAAUUGUCAGUGACGUUUCUUUCACCUUUUGAUUUUUGGCAAAAUAACAGUUUUUACCACUUUUCUAACUUGUUGUAUGAAAAGUAAGUAUUGUUUCUUAUUGUUUACAACCGGGACGUGCCACUUGACCUUGCUGUUGUCGUUAUGUAAAUGAUAAGGUUAUUGGGGAAAUGUCGUUUGAUUUUGAAAUCUUGUUGUUAUUUACAUAAAAAAAACGUUUCUUCUUGAAGGGUCCUCUGUUUGGGUAAUCACAUGAAUUAGGCAGGAUUGUUUAUAGACUUCACACUUUCGUUAAAAUAAUGCCGAGACGUGCUAACAACAGUUCUUCGGAGAAUGAUCCCCCCAAAAAGAAGACUUGCAGCAACUCCUUUGAUUUAAGACAUGGGGAGUACCUAAAAGACAUCACAGGGAAGCAGUGGAAAUUGGGGAAACCUGUGGGUGUUGGGGGCUUUGGGGAGAUCUACCUGGCCUCUGAUGUCCUCACCAAAGAGGUCAAGACUGAUUGUCAGUACGUGGCUAAGGUGGAAAGCCAUAAAAACGGGCCGCUUUUUGUCGAAGUCAAUUGUUACCUAAGGAUUGCUAAACGCGAAAUGAUUGAAGAGUGGAAGCGAGCAAAGAAUAUAAGUUCCCUCGGAAUGCCCCACUAUGUGGCGUCAGGUUCCCACGUCCACAAGGGUGAAAAGUAUCGUUUCUUAAUCCUCCCGAAAUUUGACAGAGACUUGGAAAAAGUCCUCCAAGAGAAGAAAAUCCUAAACCUUAAAACAGUGCUCACAAUAUCCCUCCAAAUAAUUGAUGUUUUGGAAUACAUCCAUAGUAAAGGCUACAUGCACUCCGAUAUCAAGGCAUCUAAUAUUCUUCUAAGUAACCAAAAUAAGCCCAAACCAACCGUCUGUAAACGAGUGUCAAGCGGCUGCACACGAGUAUCAAGCGGCUACACUUUCACCAGCCGUCUCCGUGCAUGUCGCAAAAAACCAACCAGAAUCACUAGAAACUUAAGGCCGAACGCUAAAGUCGCCUUUUAUCUCGACGACAUACCAAAUUUUAAUCAAAUCUUCACUAAUUUGUAUGAAAAACCAACAACAACACAGGACCAGAUUUAUCUCCUUGAUUACGGUCUGGCGUCCAAAUUUCUAACAUCAAAUGGCGAACAUAAACCGUUUUGCGUUGACGAACGUAAAGCUCACGCUGGGACUGUUUUAUUUUGUUCGCGUGAUGCUCACAAGGGGGUGCAUUCGCGACGCUCAGAUUUGGAGUCUUUGGGGUACAAUAUUAUUUAUUGGCUGACUGGGACUCUGCCAUGGGCUGGUGAUGCAGACAACCCGGAAAUCGUAGCCAAAAAAAAGCAAAGAGCUAUGGCUGAUGUGGAGUAUUUCAUGAAUUACUGUUUCAGUGAAUAUCCUAAGUUUUUGGAAGAAUAUUUUAAGUAUAUUCAGAAACUGGAAUUUCAGGAAAAGCCUGACUACAGCUACUGUAAGAAGCUCUUUAGGGAAAGUCUGAAAACGAACGGUUACAAAGACGAUUCGCGCUUUGAUUUUGACAAUGUGCAAAGAAACAAAUUACUGAAGCCGACUAGAAUCAGGAAGAGAACUAAGGAAAAUAUCAGGGCACGGAAAUAUAUCCACACAAUAUCACGUCUACCUCUACAAUCAAACAUCCCCAUUAAACCACUUCUGAGAAAGAAGGUAAAAAAUAAGAAAGUAAAACCUAAGGCAAAUUGGUUUGGGGAGCUCACUGACCCUGAAAUAAUACUGAAACAAGCUCGUAAAAAUAGCGAAAAUACUGACGCAAACUUAGCUAGUAACGUUGCGGAAUUAGAUAUAAAUGCCUUGAACCCAACGUACGCUAUGAUUGAAGUUUAUAAUAAAUGUAGGGAGAGGAUAGACGCAUCACCCACUUACAAGAGUGACAGUUGUAUAGAAACCGUGGAUGGUUACACAUCUGCGAUGAUGUCUGUGUUAGAGAAAAUGAAAAAGAGGAGAGAGCUUGAGUUGGAAGAAAUGGCUGUGAAUCUCAGUAAUACAAGGAGUGGCAGAGUUCAGAAAAGAAUUCGUAAACCCAAUAGGAAAUAUGAAUCUCCAGACUGGUCGCCUCCUCAGACACGAACCUCGAAACCAGUGAUGAAGAAGGAUCAAGCACGUAAGGUAAAAAGUGGAGUUUUGAGGAGGACUUACAGUUUAAGAGGUUAAGUUUAACUACUCGUUUUUACGUUCGUGUAUUAACUAUUAAGACUGCAAAAUUUGUGACUAGAAUACUGAGUUGUUUGUUUCAAAAAAUGUGCAGUAGAUUUGAUUGUAAAUGAAUAGUUUGUUGAUUGUAAUAAAUAAACAGUUGGCGCUCCAAUUAAUUAUCAACUGAAAUUAUUUCUUUAAUUGUGCUCCAUAUAAGUACAUUAGUAUGAUUCGCUUGUACCGCGCCAAUUGUUUCUUAAGUCUGAAGUUAUAGUUAAUUCGGCAGUUGUGUUUGUUCUUGAUUUAUAUUAUCGUUUUAAUUCAUCUCAGCGCAAAAUAGUGUAAAAUUCUUGUGGUAAAUUUACUGUGAUUUUGACUUAUUGUGAAAUAAAACAAUGAAAUGUG
Messenger RNA from Tribolium castaneum (red flour beetle), 2579 nucleotides. Its product is annotated as serine/threonine-protein kinase VRK1. The coding region runs from base 306 to 2192 and encodes 628 amino acids. Gene Ontology annotation, molecular function: ATP binding; protein serine/threonine kinase activity. Gene Ontology annotation, cellular component: cytoplasm; nucleus. Gene Ontology annotation, biological process: peptidyl-serine phosphorylation; signal transduction. NCBI's taxonomy places the organism in Eukaryota, Metazoa, Arthropoda, Insecta, Coleoptera, Tenebrionidae. The record is from RefSeq and is a predicted model, not a curated record. The transcript has 6 exons.